Messenger RNA from Hippoglossus stenolepis (Pacific halibut), 2695 nucleotides. Its product is annotated as gamma-aminobutyric acid receptor subunit rho-1. Gene Ontology annotation, biological process: regulation of membrane potential; monoatomic ion transmembrane transport; nervous system process. Gene Ontology annotation, molecular function: extracellular ligand-gated monoatomic ion channel activity; neurotransmitter receptor activity; GABA-A receptor activity. The record is from RefSeq and is a predicted model, not a curated record. The transcript has 10 exons. Bases 216 to 1628 code for a protein of 470 amino acids. NCBI's taxonomy places the organism in Eukaryota, Metazoa, Chordata, Actinopteri, Pleuronectiformes, Pleuronectidae. Gene Ontology annotation, cellular component: GABA-A receptor complex; membrane; neuron projection.
CUGACACGGAGGAUUUGCAGGUUUAGGCGAAACCGCGUACCCUCCUCCUCUGUUAGAUUAAAUACCGUGGCUUCUAUGUAUAGUUUCUCACUAUGUUUACGGCGCGGGACAUGUGCGGAGCGCGCGUCCUGUGCGCAGCAGCAGCAGCAGCAGCAAGCACCUGGAGCAGCCUGCAGCUGUGACCCUGUUUGGAGAGGCUUGGGACGGAGGGCACCAUGCACACGGAUGUCGUGCUAAUCAACCUGCUGUGGAUGCUCGGUGUGUCCGGGCUGACGCGUCCGAGGGGACAAACACCGCAGCCAUACGGACACUGCAGAUCGAAAAGAGAAAUGUCCCUAAUGCAAGGAUCGGGUCGCAAGAUUGGCAGCCCCAUAUUCAAGAGGAGUCCAGAUAUGACCAAAGCCGGGGGCAAAAAGUCCGAGCAGCUGCUGAGGAUAGACGACCACGACUUUACGAUGCGACCAGGAUUUGGAGGCCCUGCAGUCCCAGUUGGAGUGGACGUGCAGGUUGAAAGCCUGGAUGCAAUUUCGGAGGUUGAUAUGGACUUCACAAUGACCCUGUACCUGAGACACUACUGGAAAGAUGAACGCCUGUCCUUCAGAAGCAAUAAAAACCAGAGCAUGACUUUUGAUGGCCGACUAGUGAAGAAAAUCUGGGUGCCCGACAUGUUUUUUGUCCACUCAAAGAAGUCCUUCACACAUGACACCACCACUGAAAAUGUGAUGCUGCGAGUUUACCCCGAUGGCAAAGUCCUGUACAGCCUCAGAGUGACGGUCACAUCCAUGUGCAGCAUGGACCUGAGCCGCUUUCCUCUUGAUACGCAAACAUGCUCUUUGGAGAUAGAGAGCUAUGCGUAUACAGAUGAUGACCUGAUGCUGUACUGGAAAGAAGGGAACCGCUCAUUGAACACAGACGAGAGAAUUUCUCUCUCGCAGUUCCUCAUCCAGGAGUUCCACACCACCAGCAGGCUGGCCUUCUACAGCAGCACAGGCUGGUACAACCGUCUGUACAUCAACUUCACUCUGCGGCGGCACAUCUUCUUUUUCCUGCUGCAGACCUACUUCCCCGCCACUCUGAUGGUCAUGCUGUCCUGGGUGUCCUUCUGGAUCGACCGCAGGGCCGUCCCUGCCAGAGUGCCACUGGGUAUAACCACGGUGCUCACCAUGUCCACCAUCAUCACUGGAGUCAACGCCUCCAUGCCCAGGGUCUCCUACAUCAAAGCUGUGGACAUUUACCUCUGGGUCAGCUUUGUCUUUGUCUUCCUGUCUGUGAUAGAGUACGCUGCAGUUAACUACCUGUCCACGCUGCAAGAGCGUAAGGAGAGGAAACUCAGAGAGAGGCUGCUGUGUACGUGUGGGAUGAACCACCCUGGCAUGAUGUCUGUGAGCUACAGUGAGAUGGACGUCAACAACACAGGGAACUAUGGCAUGCCGGAACAGAACGGGGUGAAACGGGAGAGGAUGCUGGUGCAGCUGGCGAUGGGGACCGACCAGGUCACCGGCCAUGUCGCCUCCGGCGGCUACAGCGACUCGUGGAUCGACACACACGUCAUCGACAAGUACUCCCGGGUCCUUUUUCCUGGAUCCUACAUCCUCUUCAACAUUAUCUACUGGUCCAUCUACUCCUAACACAGAGGGAACUCAAUCAGACCUACCUCUCCUGGAGUAAAGACACGUGCACUGUACGCGCACAUCCAGGCAUUUGACAGAAAGACCAGAUGUAGCCCUAAGGUGAACGUGAAGCAGUCCAACAGGACCAAGUAGAGCUGAACCUUUAGUCAGCGGAUCAACACAACAACAAUAAUCCAAUGUGGCUUCAUCACAGUGCAGGGUGUGUCCCGUGAUGACCAGGGACCAGCCAUGCUUGGGGAACUUGAAUUGAGCCGUUUUUCCAAACAGGUUCAGGGCUUGUAAAACUCUUCUUAAAGGGCUUGAAACAACAGCAGUGCAUCUGUAAUAUGUGGAAAUAACUCUUUUUUCUGGCCUCAUCCAUUUGGCAGUUUCACUCUAGUUGCUCUUUAUCUUUGUAGAUACCAUUCAUGCUCAUUUUAUACCUACUUCCACUCAUAAUGUGUUUGCUACUGUUGUUUGUGGUAUAAAUGCAAAGCUAUUAAAGCGCAGGAUUGUGUGAUCGUGUGUGUUUUGGUAUGUAUACAAGGGGAGAAACAUAAAACUAGACAAAAGCUGUGUCUCAAGUCAGGGGCUGCAUCCUUUGGAGGACACGAUUUACCUGGCCCCCGAAGGAGCCGGUCUUAAUGGGCCGGGUGCACUGCGAAGGCCGAACCGAAAUGAGACGGCCUUGUCUGCAGAGGAUCUACUUUCAGUGAUGGAAGGACACAUCGAUUACGAUGCAAUCAAUGUUCAAAUGCAGAAAGAGAGAAAAAUAGAGGUGUACUCCUUUAUGUCAGUUUAUCAUUAGAAUUACCUCCACCAAGGACGUUAUGUUUCCAUCUGCGUUUGAUUGUUUGUUUGUGUGUUUGUUUGUUUUUUAGCAGGAUUUCGCAAAAAAUACUUAACAGUUUUUUGUGGACAGGUGGCCCCGACCCAAGGAAGCAUCCAUUCAAUUUGGGUGUGAAUCCAUUUGUUAUCAGAGCAUAAUUUUUGGAUCAUGAUGAAAGAAAGUAGUUAUCUUUAAGGGGAAUAUUUUUGAGUGUGUACAAUUUGCUGCAGAUCCAAAUAAAAGCUACUGGAGCUGG